Fusarium coffeatum is the source of this 969-nucleotide messenger RNA. RefSeq lists its product as uncharacterized. The transcript has a single exon. Gene Ontology annotation, cellular component: nucleus. The record is from RefSeq and is a predicted model, not a curated record. Lineage: Eukaryota; Fungi; Ascomycota; Sordariomycetes; Hypocreales; Nectriaceae. Bases 1 to 969 code for a protein of 322 amino acids.
AUGCCACAAGACCCGAAUCUAUAUGGACAGCGUCCUGUUAAAAAGCAGAAGCGCGAUGCAACAUUAUCUAGCUCGCUUGACUUCACUGCUCAACUGACAUCAUUAAUGUCAAACGCCUCGUCAGGCGCGACAACAGCUGGCCGUUCGCGUGCUCCAAAGGAAGGCAAAGACGACAUAUUCAAAGGAUCAAAACCGAAAAGAAGCAAAGAGCCCAAUGAAUCAAAGAAGCUUCAAUUAAAGGAGGUGGCGGGCACAGAGGAGGAAACCCAAGAACUGGCGAGAGCCAGGAGACGGAUGGAGGAAAAAGCACGACUCUACGCAGCGAUGAAGCGAGGAGAUUAUGUCGCUAAAGAAAACGAGGCCGCGCCACUGAUAGACUUUGAUCGCAAAUGGGCGGAAGGAGAGGAGACAAAAGAAGAUUAUGAGACCAGCAGCGAUGAAGACGACGCUCAGGACAGCGGCGAGAUGGUCGAGUACGAGGAUGAAUUCGGUCGCGUACGACAAGUCACCAAAGCAGAAAAGGAGAAGUUGGACCGCAGAGCCCGACGCGGCUUAUUGGGAGCCGAAGAACUCGAGCGCAUGUCUGCAAGACCCAGCGCGCCGAGCAACCUCAUCGUUGGAGACACUAUACAAGCGAUGGCGUUUAACCCAGACGAUCCGGAUAAGAUGGAAGAACUGGCGCGGAAACGAGACCGCAGCGCAACACCACCGCCAGCGCAGCACUACGACGCGGAUUGGGAAAUUCGGACCAAAGGCACGGGAUUCUACAAGUUUAGUCAAGACGAAGAAACCCGAACAGCGGAGAUGGAGGGGCUCGCGGAAGAGCGGCGUAAGACGGAGGAACAACGGCGGACGCGCGAGGAACAGAAGGAGGCUAGAAGACGGGAAAUUGAGAAGCGGAGGGAGGAUAUGGCGGCUCGGAGGGCCAAGAAGCAAGCUGAUUCAUUCUUGGACAGACUGGGGGACUGA